UUAACCAUGGCUAUAAAAAAAAAAAAAAUCUGUCGCAAAAUGCCGUCGGGUGGUGCUGGCGACGGCCGCCGCCGUCGGAUAGUGGAGGAGGGGUUCCUCUUCUCCCUUGCACCGGUUCAUCCAAAUGGGAACUGGAGAGGAGGUCCUCCCGCCAGCCGACGGCGGCGCCGCCCUCUCGACCGGUGGGGGAAUGAAUCCCCCUUCCUUCACCUUCAAACAUACCGCAGGAAAGGGGGAGGGGAUUCUUCCCCCCCGCCACAAGACGGCAGCUCCCACCUCUUCCUGCCCGACGGUCCCCCUUCCCUGUUCCCUCAGUUUCUUUCAGAAAUUGCACAGUUAAAAAAAAUUAGAACAGAUAAAAAAAGGCAUCAAACCCGAACCAUCUGUUGAUGUUCCCCUAAUGUCAUGUAAAAUUUAGAGUUACGGUGCACGUGAAGUCAGACCUAGCCCGGAAGAAUCCAUGAAACCUGCAGGUCCACAGUAUGCAAGAAGCAUCCAAGGGAAUGAGACGGGAAUGGGUACCUACAAUUCCAAUCCCCUGAUGAACGAUCAACCGAACAUGAUGCGAACUUCAGCUCCUUCCUCUGAUCCUCGGAUAAAUGAUCGACUUGGGAAAGGCAUCAACUCCGAUCCCCGGUUAAAUGAUCUGAUGGACAGAGGUGGGAACUACCCACACCACCUUGAUUACUCAUUUCAGAGUAAUGGUAGCAGGCAGAGCUUUGAGAGGCAGCCCAUUGGCCAUUCUUUGCUUGACCAUUUAGAUCUUCCUGGCCAGCUGCAUGAGAUGAGCCCCAGUCAAUAUUACAGCCAUGAAUCGUGCAGUGACUCUUCGUCUUUAAGGAGCUUCGACGUAAGAAGAAACGACCGGUACUGGUCGAAUGCCUCCCAUGGUAGUGGUGGCAUGAUGGAGCAGUCUGCCUCUCCACAGGGGAGCACUGGAAACAGUUGGUCCAGGAGCUCAAUGGAUGAUGUUGAGAUGGAGAUGCAAAGGUUGAAGCUCGAACUGAAGCGAACAAUGGAAAUGUACAGUAAUGCUUGCAAGGAGGCUCUCAGUGCAAGACAGAAGGCCAGAGAGUAUCAGUCAUGGAAGAUGGAAGAGGAACGCAAGAUUGAAGAAGCAAGGCAAGCGGAAGAGGCAGCCAUAGAGCUUGCGGAGAGGGAGAAGCAAAGGUGUCGAGCAGCACUGGAAGCAGCGGAAGCAGCAAAGAGAGCAGCAGAAGCAGAAACAAGGAAGAGGAUUGAAGCAGAAAGAAGAUUGCACGAGGAGGGGAAGAGGAAAUCAGGGGAUAAUAUGAUUCCUGAUCUUCGGUACCGCAGGUAUACCAUAGAGGAGAUAGAGCAGGCUACGCAGAAUUUCUCUGAGUCUCUUAAAAUUGGAGAAGGAGGGUAUGGACCUGUCUUCAGAGGCAUGUUGGACCACACCCUUGUGGCUAUCAAGGCUUUAAGGCCAGAUGCAGCGCAAGGCAGACAACAGUUUCAGAAGGAGGUUGAGAUCUUAAGUUGCAUCAGACACCCAAACAUGGUUCUCCUUCUUGGUGCCUGCCCUGAAUUUGGCUGCCUGAUCUACGAAUACAUGGCCAAUGGCAGCCUUGACGACCGCCUUUUCCAGCGGGGCAACACUGCUCCGCUCUCAUGGCAGCUUCGGUUCAAGAUUGCAUCUGAGAUUGCCACAGGUCUGCUCUUCUUGCACCAGACCAAGCCUGAGCCACUGGUCCAUAGAGACCUCAAGCCGGCAAACAUCUUGCUUGAUCACAAUUUUGUCAGCAAAAUCAGUGAUGUCGGGCUUGCACGGCUAGUCCCACCUUCAGUUGCUGACAAUGUCACCCAAUACCACAUGACUUCAGCUGCCGGCACCUUCUGCUACAUUGAUCCUGAGUACCAGCAGACGGGAAUGCUGGGAAUCAAGUCUGAUAUCUAUGCACUUGGUGUCAUACUGUUACAGCUCCUCACAGCAAAGCCCCCCGUCGGAAUUGCUCACCACGUUGAGAGGGCAAUCGAGAAGGGAGUGUUUACUGAUCUGCUGGACCCUGCUGUACGUGACUGGCCUGUAGAGGACGCCCUGUCGCUUGCAAAGAUGGCAAUCAAGUGUGCGGAGUUGAGGCGGAAGGACAGGCCAGAUCUGGGGACAGUGGUGCUGCCGGAGUUGAAUCGCUUGAGGGACAUUGCUAAUGAUUCGUUGCAUCUAGUGGCACCAGGAUAUGCUCACCAUCCUUAUGUCGCUAGCUUCCAGGAUGUCAUUACUCUGCGCUCUAGUGGACAUUCCAGUACUCUCACUGAUGAUGGCAGCUGGGCUCAACCCCAUGAUUAGCUCUCCGAAGACAAAUUUUGGCUAAGGGAUCUCUAGUUUGCUAUCAUGCUCCCUUGUCAUUCUCUAUUGUAAACAAGGUUACAGAUAUAAUGUACGUACAAACUAGGAGAAGAUAUAGUGCAGGCAGAUGAAGAGGAAGUUACCUGGUCGCGGACCUCCUUAACAUGAAACACCAGCACAAUGUCUGAGACAAAGUGGACAAGCUAAGCAAAUGUAAUGGUCUCAAGGUGUUUGAUGUUACAGAGUGUCACUCAGCGGGUGACGUGAUAUGUUCUCUCUCUGC
Molecule: messenger RNA, 2591 nt
Organism: Nymphaea colorata (pocket water lily)
Lineage: Eukaryota; Viridiplantae; Streptophyta; Magnoliopsida; Nymphaeales; Nymphaeaceae
Product: U-box domain-containing protein 34-like
Exons: 7
Coding region: 461-2308 (615 amino acids)
Biological process (GO): protein phosphorylation
Molecular function (GO): ATP binding; protein kinase activity
Source: RefSeq, a predicted model, not a curated record